Manis pentadactyla (Chinese pangolin) is the source of this 3298-nucleotide messenger RNA. It is a transcript of the gene AMD1, whose product is annotated as adenosylmethionine decarboxylase 1. The record is from RefSeq and is a predicted model, not a curated record. Gene Ontology annotation, biological process: spermine biosynthetic process; spermidine biosynthetic process. Gene Ontology annotation, cellular component: cytosol. NCBI's taxonomy places the organism in Eukaryota, Metazoa, Chordata, Mammalia, Pholidota, Manidae. The coding region runs from base 583 to 1374 and encodes 263 amino acids. Gene Ontology annotation, molecular function: putrescine binding; adenosylmethionine decarboxylase activity. The transcript has 8 exons.
CACAUAGUAGACGCUAUAAAUGUUAUCAUGAUUCUUUGUACUUAGGGGCAAAAUCAUCUGCUUUUCCUUUUAAAGCAAGAAGGCUGGAGAAGAAAGAAUAUUAUUAAAUUGUAAUCUAAAAGGCUGCACAUUGAAGGUGCCCUAGCUAUGUAUUUUUAUUCAAGUAGAGGAGAUAGUGUCACUGCAGUGUUCAGUGUCACCAAGGCCAUCCUACCUGGUGUGAGGUGAUACCAUUGUAGCUUUGGUUUGCAUUUCCUUGAUGAUUAGUGAUGUGGAGCAUCUUUUCAUAUGCCUGUUGCUCAUCUGUAUUUCUUUGGAGAAGUGUCUGUUUAGGUCCUCCAUUUUUUAAAUAGUUUUUCGGUGUUGAGGUAUAUGCUUCAUUUCGUUAAUUUUUCCAUGGAAUAAGACGUUUUUAAUAGCUUUCUUUUUAUUUAGUGAGAUAAAAGCUUGGAAGCCAGAAAGGCCUUGCUAAAGACAUUUAAAAUAUCCGAGUGGGACAUACUUUUGAAGGAUGUGCAAUGUUCAAUCAUAAGUGUGACAAAAACUGACAAGCAGGAAGCUUAUGUACUCAGUGAGAGUAGCAUGUUUGUCUCCAAGAGACGUUUCAUUUUGAAGACAUGUGGUACCACCCUCUUGCUGAAAGCGCUGGUUCCUCUGUUGAAACUUGCUAGGGAUUACAGUGGGUUUGACUCGAUUCAAAGCUUCUUUUAUUCGCGAAAGAAUUUCAUGAAGCCUUCUCACCAAGGGUACCCACACCGGAAUUUCCAGGAAGAAAUAGAGUUUCUUAAUGCAAUUUUCCCAAAUGGAGCAGCAUAUUGUAUGGGACGUAUGAAUUCUGACUGUUGGUACUUGUACACUCUGGAUUUCCCAGAGAGUCGGGCCACCAGUCAGCCGGACCAAACCCUGGAAGUCCUGAUGAGCGAGCUCGACCCAGCAGUCAUGGGCCAGUUCCGCGCGAGAGACGGUGUUACCGCGAAGGACGUCACUCGUGAGAGUGGGAUUCGUGACCUGAUACCAGGUUCUGUCAUUGACGCCACGCUGUUCAACCCUUGUGGGUAUUCGAUGAACGGAAUGAAAUCGGAUGGAACUUACUGGACUAUUCACAUCACUCCAGAACCAGAAUUCUCCUAUGUCAGCUUUGAAACAAACUUAAGUCAGACCUCCUACGAUGACCUGAUCAGGAAAGUUGUAGAAGUCUUCAAGCCGGGAAAAUUUGUGACCACCCUGUUUGUAAACCAGAGUUCUAAAUGUCGCACCGUGCUUUCUUCGUCCCAGAAGAUGGAAGGUUUUAAACGUGUUGAUUGUCAGAGUGCUAUGUUCAAUGAUUACAAUUUUGUUUUCACCAGUUUUGCUAAGAAGCAGCAGCAGAGUUGAUUAAGAAAAAUGAAGAAAAGACGCAAAAAGAAAACACACAUAAAAGGUGGUGCUGCCAUUUAGAUACUGAUACCAGGGGCCCUGCUUUCCAUAACCACCACCACCUUGUAGCUCCAGGAAGCUCUGGAUGGAACAGUAGUGUGAUCAUUUUGAGUCGUGCGCAUCACUGUCCAGGAGCUAGGCUAGGUAUCUUCCAUGCAUGCUCUCCUGUGUUUAGCUGCCCUCUGCCACUCUAGCUGUGAAAUUGAAGUGCAUGUAGAAAAAACCUCUUACUGUAUGAAACUUUACAACACUUGUGAAAACAGUUCCAUUUGGUUUGCACACAGUGUAAUAUUUCUCCAGGUAUCAUCCAAAAUUCCCCACAGACAAGGCUUUUGUCCUCAUCAGGUGUGGGCCUCAGCCUGACCAUCUGGGACUGUCCUUUGCUGCCAGAAUCUUACAUCCAGUCACCUCCACUUUCUUAUUCUCUACUCAUAGUAUUAAAAUCAAUUUCUACUUCAUACAGACGUUUCUGCAACAGCAAUUACACUUUCCUUCCACGAGUGAGUCCUCUAGAUAAUGACUACGGCCGUCACUUGGUGCAUUAGCGCUUCAACAGCGCUGUGUCCUUGCUUGUAUUGCUUGUUUUUGUUUCUCACCAUGGUGUUGCCCCCACCCCCACCCCAAUAAAGCAGUACCCUGUUACACUGUGGGUUUGCACUACUCUCAGAGCCCAGAGUGGGAAUGGGAGUGGACCUCAUGCUUCCAAGGUGAAGGGAGUCUGUCCCUCCACUGGCACAGGCUGUUUUUGGAAGAUCCUGACAGACGGAGUUGAUUGUCAGGGAAGACACACAGAUUGAUACUGAGGUGUGCUGGCAGAAUGCAUGGAAACCACAUGCCUCUGCUCCCCGUUAGAGAUCUGCUUCUCACAAGUACCAGGCCCUCACUAACUAGCUAAGCAGUAAUAGAAAAGAAUCUUUACCACUGUUUAUUAGGAGAUGUAAGAUUCAGUAAGUCAAGGCAGCUCAAAUGUUCACCUAGCAUUGACUUUGGCGACCGUGUCCACCAGUGACGCCCCACAGCUUCGGCUUGGAGGGGACGCGGCACCUGCCACCUGGGGCCUGAAGCGCUUUGACUGUGAUGCCCGUGCCCGUACUCUGACUUCCCGUUUCCUGCUCGUGUUCUUGACUGUGGUCUUGUAGGAUCAAGGGGCACUGCUCGGAAAGACAACUAUUCAGGCUGUCAGACAUACACAGUAAGCAGAUGCCAUCCGUAAAACUACAAAAUACAGGCUUUCAAGAGUUGGCAUCUUUAGUUGCAUUUGCAAAUACUGUGAGAUGUAAAACAGCAAGGUGACUAAGUUUUAUAUUUCUUGUCCUUGCAAAAUUUUUUAAAUUCUGGAUUGAUACAGCAAUGUUUUUGGUUCCUUCCGUAUUUACAAAUGAAAUACUUUUUUUAGUGUUUCUAAACAUAAAAUCUACUUGGUUUGAAAUCAAGUGGUUGGAACGCUUCAGCCUUUUAUUUUAAGCACGUUGAUUCAAAGUUUCAUUGAAGAAGCUUUCACUCAGUGGGUCAGUUUGGUUCUGUAUCGGCGCUCGGCGCCUCAUGGCUGGUGCUGUCAGGACCAACCGGCGCUCAGAAGUGGUUUUGACCUUGAACAGCGUCCUGGUGGAUUGAAUAACCCUUGUUGGCUUGAGGUCUAGUUUUUUUUUCUAGUAGAUUUAAGAUACCUAUCUAAUGUUGGAAAACAAAAAUUUGAAUGGAACAAAGCCUAGAAAAAUGAAAACCAUAGAUUGGAUAGUAAUCUAAAUAGAUCCUAGUAUGUAUGACGGAGGAGGGAGAAUUUUGGUGCCAUUGAUUUCUCUUCAUGGUGUUGGACUUUAAAUCACUUGAAAUGUAUUUCUGUACCACAGUUUAAGCUUCAAUAAAAGUUUGCUUAAUUCAG